AUGGUGAAACUAACUUCGAGCGGACCUGUACUGCAAGCCGGUAGCGGUGGUGCAGUGGUAAGCACCCCGAAAGGCAAGUCCGGUACUCCUCUGGCGAAGGAUCCUAGAAAACAUGAUUACCGUGACGACCUCGCGGAUCCGAUCUGGCAAUUCCGUGUUUGCCACGAUUCGAAGGAUUGUUCCCUGGGUGGCACUGUCAAGGCCGAUGACAAGUUUGUCCUGAACGACGUGAUUGGAAGGGCUGGAGAUGGGCCCUGGUUCAUGUGCCACGGCGCCCACUAUCGGGCUUGCGACAGGGACCAUCUUGUCAAAGAGCUCACCGCCCGGCGGUGGUGCAACUCGGAUGGCUGUGGAAUUUGUCUUUCGACCGACCCCAAGGGUAUUGGCCGCGUCUGUCCUAAUGGUCGAUCUCUUGGGGAUGAUACCAACCCUCGUGCCUGCAUGCCUUAUCUUUUCGAGGAAGUUGCUUGCCUUGCGAAGAACCCUUUGGCGGGAGCGAAGCAGGGGACAGAGUCUUCUCUUGAUGAAAGCGAUUUUAUGGAGGAUGAUGAUUCCAUGGAUCAUGAGCUGUGA
Molecule: messenger RNA, 573 nt
Organism: Penicillium vulpinum
Lineage: Eukaryota; Fungi; Ascomycota; Eurotiomycetes; Eurotiales; Aspergillaceae
Exons: 1
Coding region: 1-573 (190 amino acids)
Source: RefSeq, a predicted model, not a curated record